CUCACGAAGCAUAUAUUUACGAAGCUGACGAAGCAAAUAUCAAGAACGCCGACGCAGCAGAACUUAAAACCGCUUAAAAAACUGUUUCCAAGCACAACAGAGCCAUUCACUUCAAGGAAGGAAAAGAAAGAGCUUCUCGGAUUAAUAAGAGAUACAAGGAAGCUAACUGGCUACGAUGGAAACAAAAAAUAGCGACUCACUCCAUGAGAAAAUUAAAAAACAGAAAGAAAAAAUUUGCGGAAAUAGCCCGAAUCUAUCUAAAGAAGCUGCCGAUUACCUGGAAGCAGCGCUUGGAAGAUUACAUUCCCUUACUUUCAAAGAUUCAAAACAAAAGGACACAUUUUUUGAAAAUGUUCAAUGUCUUCAAGGAUAUCACAUAAUUGAAAUCUUCAAUACAUGGGUGGCCUCUCAUCUUCAAGAUUCACUGAAAGAUCCUUCCAAAUCGACGAGAGAGAUAAUGGGAAUUUUCGAAAUUUGUUCUCAAUUUUGUUAUUCCUCCGACAUGUCCAGUGGAGUAUCCUUUGAGGUCUUUAUCAGGACUAUUAAGUUUUGCUUUCCCUCUGAUUCAAAGAAGUGCCACUUAUCAACAAGAAUAGUUGUGAUGCUACUGGAACUUGUGCAGAUUCUCCAAGAAGGAAAACUCAUUUUUCCUGUUUCAGAUUCACAGAAGAAAACGUACUGCAUUAACAGUGCUACGAAUCUCUUCAAUGACUUCAUUGUAAUUUUAGAGGCGAGGGACUAUUGCGCGGAAGAUAUUGUUGAUAUAAUCUCCCAAGCAUCUAAGUUUGCUCGGGCAGAUAUCAAACGCAAGUCUUCUGAAUUGCAAUCGGAACUGAUGAAGACGUUAUUUCCUGGCUUACAGUAACCUUUUGAUGACUUGAUUCCCGCAA
Messenger RNA from Stylophora pistillata, 890 nucleotides. RefSeq lists its product as uncharacterized. The record is from RefSeq and is a predicted model, not a curated record. Lineage: Eukaryota; Metazoa; Cnidaria; Anthozoa; Scleractinia; Pocilloporidae.